GGUGUACACUUCACUGUACGUUCAGGCCUGUGGGAAACGGCACGAGAUCGUCUUCAGAGGAGCGCGCAUCACUUGCCCGCAGAUAUAUUCGCUUUAACUGACUCCGUCAGCGGGAGCAGCGUCCACCAUGUCGUCCAUGCUUGGGGUCGUCGCCAAACAGCUCAGGAGCCACCCGGCUCUCAUCCCCCUCUUCGUCUUCAUCGGUGGCGGGGCAACCAUGAGCAUCACGUACUUAGCUCGGCUGGCUCUGAAAAACCCUGAUGUCUCAUGGGAUCGCAAGAACAACCCCGAGCCCUGGAACAAGAUGGAGGUCAACCAACAGUACAAGCUUUUCAAAGUUAACAUGGACUACUCCAAGCUGAAGAAGGACAGGCCUGAUUUCUAAGUCUUUGCACCUCUGACAUUGGUAUCAGUGUGAGGAGUCUGUGCACUUUUUGCCAAAUACAAAACAAACCCAUGACGCUGAAUGAAGGUUGAAUUGCUCAUUGUGCACAUGUUCAGUCAGUUCAUUUCAAGUGUGGAGGGGCAAAGUGAUCAUUCACCUAUCAAUGACUGUAUGAAUAAAACAGGCAACCACUUGUUUUACUGCUUACUAAUUGAUGAAUUUAUUUUUGACUUUGUUGUAAAUUAUUAAACUAAUUUUAAACACA
Molecule: messenger RNA, 650 nt
Organism: Micropterus dolomieu (smallmouth bass)
Lineage: Eukaryota; Metazoa; Chordata; Actinopteri; Centrarchiformes; Centrarchidae
Gene: coxfa4b
Product: NDUFA4 mitochondrial complex associated b
Exons: 4
Coding region: 128-385 (85 amino acids)
Source: RefSeq, a predicted model, not a curated record